Molecule: messenger RNA, 510 nt
Organism: Echinococcus granulosus
Lineage: Eukaryota; Metazoa; Platyhelminthes; Cestoda; Cyclophyllidea; Taeniidae
Product: Retrovirus-related Pol polyprotein
Exons: 1
Coding region: 1-510 (169 amino acids)
Source: RefSeq, a predicted model, not a curated record
AUGCCCUUUGGACUCUGCAACGCAGCGGCCACCUUCCAACGCCUCAUGCGAACAUCUCUAACUGGCCUUUUCCGAAAGCAUUACAUAAUCUAUCUUGACGACAUUCUCGUUUUUGGUGGAGAUAUUCAAGAGCACAAUGCUAACCUGAAACUAGUGUUGGACAGCCUACGGGAUGCAGAGUUAACCUUGAACAAGAAGAAGUGCCGUUUCCUGCAACGCUCGGUUACCUUCCUGGGACAUACAGUCUCGUCGAAUGGGAUGGCAGUCACCGAAGACCGGGCACAACAAAUGAGGACAAGGCCUACACCAACCAACCAAACGGAGCUCUGCAGUUUCCUAGGUCCGGAAAAUUGUUAUCGGCGCUUCGUAAAGGGUUUUGCUAAGGUCGUCAACCCGCUGCAUAAAUUAACUGAUCUCAAAGACACACACGACACCUGCCUGUCCGCAAGGCAACGACCAGGUGUAAAGAACGAAUCGCACCAUGAUCGGACUACUGAAGGCUUUCACUAA